Molecule: messenger RNA, 1770 nt
Organism: Colletotrichum higginsianum IMI 349063
Lineage: Eukaryota; Fungi; Ascomycota; Sordariomycetes; Glomerellales; Glomerellaceae
Product: Siderophore iron transporter mirB
Exons: 4
Coding region: 1-1770 (589 amino acids)
Biological process (GO): transmembrane transport
Molecular function (GO): transmembrane transporter activity
Source: RefSeq, a predicted model, not a curated record
AUGGCUUCCAUCGAGCCGCAGCCCGGCCGCCAAGAGGCUGGCGCCGACAUCGAAAAGUCCCAUGCCAUCGACAAUGGCGUCAGGGAGGUCGACGAGAAGCAAGCUUCCGACGUCGACAGCGAGGUGUUCCAGCCCGGUGUCCAGCGCGUCAGAGCCGUCACCUCCGUCUGGACCAAGAAGACCAUGAUCAUCAUGUUCUGCCUUCUCUACCUCGUCUCCUUCGUCGAUGCGCUCCUCCAGUCCGUCCAGGGCAACCUGAACGCCUUCAUCACCUCCUCUUUCAGCAAGCACGGCCUCCUCGCCAUCGUCAGUAUCUUCGCCACCAUGCUCUCGGGAUGCUGCCAGCUGGUCAUUGCCAAGAUCAUCGACAUUUGGGGCCGCUCCGAAGGUUUCGGGAUCCUGAUGCUGUGCAGUCUUGUCGGCAUGAUCCUGAAGGCGACGUGCCAGAACAUGGAGGCCUACGUGGCCGGACACACCAUCUACUACGUCGGCCACUUCGGCAUGGUUUUCGUCAUCGACAUCAUGCUCGCCGAUAUGACAUCGCUGAAGAACCGCAUGAUCAUGUUCGGCAUCAAUGGUACCCCGACCAUCGCGGUGACGUUUGCCGGCCCCCGUAUCUCGGAACUCUUUUACACCUACUCCAACUUCCGCUGGGCGUUUGCCGCUUUCGCCAUCAUCCUCGUCGGCCUCUGCGCCCCCGCUCUCCUGGUCAUGUUCUUGAUGCAGCGCAAGGCCGAGAAGGAAGGCCUCCUCGAGAAGACGCGCGUGACGUCCGGCCGCAACUACUGGCAGGGCUUCUGGUACUACUUCAUCCAGUUUGACAUGAUUGGCAUCAUCCUCCUCUGCGCGUUCUUCGUCCUGCUUCUGCUUCCUUUCAGUAUCAUCUCGUACGCAUCCAACGGCUGGAAGAGCGCGCACAUCAUUGCCAUGCUCGUCAUCUCCAUCCUCUGCGUUCCCGUCCUGUACAUCUGGGAGAAGAAGUUCACUCCUGUGCCCUUCAUCAAGUACAAGUACCUGAAGGAAAGGACCAUCAUCGGAUCUUGUCUCCUUUACGGCAUCAUGUUCAUUUCCAUCUUCACCUGGGAUGCGUACUACCAGUCCUACCUGCUCGUCGUCCACAGGCAGAGCAUCACUCACGCCGGUUACAUUCUCAACGCCUUCUCCCUGACCUCGUCCUUCUUCGGUCCCUUCUACGGUCUGUUGAUCCGCUGGACCGGCGACUUCAAAUACACCGGUCUUGCUGGUGUCCCCUUCGUCCUCCUCGGCACGGCGCUCCUGAUCCCCUACCGGUCGCCCAGCGCCCCCGUGGGUGUCCUCGUCGUCCUGCAGAUGCUCAACGGUGUCGGAACCGGUAUCUGGGCCGCGUGUGGUCAGAUCUCCAUCAUGGCCGUCACUUCCCACCAGGAAAUCGCAUCCGUCAUGGCCAUCUGGAACUUGUUCGGCUCCAUUGGCGCCACCGUUGGCUAUGCCAUCGCCGGCGGCCUGUGGAACAACAUCAUGCCCUCGGCCCUCAACAACAACCUGCCCGACUACGCCAAGAACAGAACCGCCGAGAUCUUUGGCAGCGUCGAGAUCCAGAUGUCCUUCCUGGACGGCGACCCAAUCCGCGACGCCAUUGUCGCCUCUUACGCCGAUGUCCAGCACAAGAUGGUUAUCACUGGUGCAUGCUUCAUCCCUCUGUGUCUCGCCUGCGUCCUCGCCUGGAAGCGGAUCAACAUCAAGAAGCUUGAGGAAGAGAAGGGUACUCAGACCAAGGGACAGGUGUUUUAG